Molecule: messenger RNA, 456 nt
Organism: Phytophthora nicotianae INRA-310
Lineage: Eukaryota; Oomycota; Peronosporomycetes; Peronosporales; Peronosporaceae
Exons: 1
Coding region: 1-456 (151 amino acids)
Source: RefSeq, a predicted model, not a curated record
AUGCGUUUCAGCGUCUUCGUCGUAUUGUUCGUGGCCUCCUUUGUGGCGUGCUGCACAAGCUUCGCUAGUGCUGAGAAUAUCGCCCUCGUCAACUCUGAUAGUCGUCGUCUCCGCUCGGAAGCCGUCAACCCGGAUAACGCUGCUAAGAUCGCUGGUGGAUUUCUGACAAAGCUGAAGGAAAAUUCUGCAAUGAGGAAGGCUCUUAAUGCCGUCAAGACUUCUAACGGAGACGAGAUGGCUGUGAGAAGGGCGAUUACAGGGUUUGCAACUGCCAAGGAAGCUGCCAAAAUGACCGAUGACAAUCUGGCCAAGUUGUCAGUGAUGAUUGCUGAGUCGGCGAAGAAGAACCCCAAGUCGUGGCCUCGUCUCCGCAAGUUUGCCACAAUCAUGCUGGGUGUUAACGUUGGUGGGUUGGCCAUCUAUGGCGCGUACAGGCUUAUCACCGAUAACAAUUAA